AUGAAAGAUGAAGGAGGAAAUGCUUUCUGUUAUCUGUUUCCAACUCUUGGAGAAGGACUAAGGUUGAGGAAUACUUCCAGAUUUGUGCAAAAAGAAUUGUCAUUUAUGCCAGACAUUCGUCGCCAACAUCUACUGGAUUUUAGUGCACCUGUAACAAACGGAGAGGACUGA
Molecule: messenger RNA, 171 nt
Organism: Loa loa (African eye worm)
Lineage: Eukaryota; Metazoa; Nematoda; Chromadorea; Rhabditida; Onchocercidae
Exons: 2
Coding region: 1-171 (56 amino acids)
Source: RefSeq, a predicted model, not a curated record